Messenger RNA from Hippoglossus stenolepis (Pacific halibut), 2210 nucleotides. It is a transcript of the gene znf207b, whose product is annotated as zinc finger protein 207, b. The record is from RefSeq and is a predicted model, not a curated record. Lineage: Eukaryota; Metazoa; Chordata; Actinopteri; Pleuronectiformes; Pleuronectidae. Bases 149 to 1576 code for a protein of 475 amino acids. The transcript has 11 exons. Gene Ontology annotation, cellular component: nucleus.
CAGCGUGACGUCAACCGCCUCCGAGCUAACUUCCUCUAGCUUAGCGCCAUUUUCGGCGUCAUCACGGGACAACAGCAUGCCGCUGUCAAACAGAUAAUAAAAAACAGUGUUCAGCGUUGUGAGAAGUCUUUCACAGUAUUCCUCAGACAUGGGACGGAAGAAGAAGAAGCAGAUGAAGCCAUGGUGCUGGUACUGCAAUCGAGAUUUUGACGAUGAAAAGAUCCUCAUUCAGCACCAGAAGGCGAAGCAUUUUAAAUGCCACAUCUGUCACAAGAAGCUGUACACGGGCCCGGGUUUGGCCAUUCACUGCAUGCAGGUACACAAAGAGACCAUUGACAGUGUUCCAAAUGCUAUUCCUGGAAGAACGGACAUCGAGCUGGAAAUCUAUGGCAUGGAGGGGAUACCAGAGAAAGACAUGCAGGAGAGAAGACGGACAUUAGAACAGAAAUCACAAGAGAGUCAAAAGAAGAAAAACAACCAGGAUGACUCUGAUGACGAUGAUGAUGACGAUGAAGCAGGACCAUCAGCACCGCAGGUUGCGGCUGUUCAACCCCAGGCAGGCUACGCUGCCCCAAUGUCCCAGCCUGGGAUUCCUCCCGUCACUGGCUCGCCUGGGAUGCCACCUGGAGGAUAUCAAGGAAUGCCUCCUAUGAUGCCAGGUGUUCCACCCAUGAUGCACGGCAUGCCUCCUGCUAUGCAUGGAAUGCCACCAGGGAUGAUGGCAAUGGGAGGGAUGAUGCCUCCCAUGAUGCAGGGAAUGCCGGGCAUUCCUCCAGGAAUGCCACCCCACAUGGCCCCUAGGCCGGGGAUGCCCCACAUGGCCCCAGCCCCUGCAGCAGGGGUCAUACCCGGUCGGCAAGCAGCACCCGCACCCCAGCCUACGGUCACCAAACCUCUCUUCCCAAGUGCAGCACAGAUGGGCUCUGGUGUUCACAGCAGCACAGCAGCUGUUUCUUCUGCACCUGCAGACCCUCAGUCUGCCUCCUCCCUGCCUCCCUUUCCUAACACGCCACAAGCCCAGCAGAGCGCUUCAGGAGCCGUAGUUUCAAACGCCCUCAGUACAGCCGCCUCCUCCGACCCUCCCAAAGCAACAUUCCCUGCCUACACCCAGCCCUCUGUCUCCUCUUCCUCUUCCACUUCUUCUUCCUCUAACCCCUCUAGCAGCACUGUGGCCAAACCCCCAGCCACAGUGGCCAGUAAGCCUGCCACCCUCACCACCACGAGUGCAACUAGUAAGUUGAUCCACCCUGAUGAGGAUAUCUCACUGGAGGAGAUGAAGGCCCAGUUGCCCCGUUACCAGCGUCUCAUACCCAGGCAGGGUCAGGCCCAUGCGGCUGCUCCCUCAGUGGCAGCUGUGGGCAGCAUAAUGCCCCCACAGCAAGGGAUGCCACCACAGCAGCCAGGCAUGAGGCAUCCCAUGCAUGGUCAGUAUGGUGCUCCUCCUCAGGGCAUGCCAAGCUACAUGCCAGGAGGGAUGCCUCCAUAUGGGCAGGGUCUUCCUAUGGUGCCCCCUUACCAGGGAGGCCCUCCCAUGGGCAUGAGGCCACCCGUCAUGUCUCCAGCUGGACGCUACUGAAGCAGCAACGCAGCCACCACAUUAGGUUUGAGGUUAACACCUUUCUCUCAUCCUUUUUCAAACCUAGCUGCGGGCAAAGAACAGUAAGACCAGUGGUGGUGAAGACAAACCUUAUUUGUUAGAACACAUGGACAUUUAAUGUAACAUCUAUAUUGGAAAACAGAAAGACACCACACAGGUUCCUGACAGUUAUUUUGUGCUUAUUUGAUUACAUGUGUGGAUUAUCCAUAUUUUCCCCAUAGGUUUCACUCAGGUUUAUAGAAGUGAAGUGUGGUAAAAUUACUCAUAUUUCUUUUGAAGCUGCUGGAGUUACAUGAACGUACCAACCCCUUACGAAGGCAAGUUUCUCUUGUAAACCUUUGAUUAAUUUUGUUGUUUAUUUCUUUGGUAGAGUGAUUGUGACCCUCACAGCACGUGUAGGUGCUGUUGGACUUGCGUCCCCAACCUUGGUUGGUGAGGGUCUCAAUAAUCGUGAUUCCAACUGAGUUAGGGUUACAAAUCCAUGACUCAUCAGUCUCUAGCUUUAUUCUUAUUUCAGAUUUGUUUUUAAUAUUUCCUGGUUGAAAGGGUACCUGUAUGCAUUCUUUGUAAUGUUUUAUGAAUCUGUUGUAAUAAAAUCCAUCUUGAAAUCCAA